AUGACCUUCCCCCUGCUAGACAUUGAGUACCAGACUUCUGGAGACUUUCUCCCCAGAACAGAGUACCAGACUUCUGGAGACUGUUUCCCUGGAACAGAGUACCAGACAACUGGAGACUGUUUCCCUGGAAUAGAGUACCAGACUUCUGGAGACUGUCUCCCCAGAACAGAGUACCAGACUACUGGAGACUGUCUCUCCGGAACAGAGUACCAGACUACUGGAGACUGUCUCUCUGGAACAGAGUACCAGACAACUGGAGACUGUCUCUCCGGAACAGAGUACCAGACAACUGGAGACUGUCUCUCUGGAACAGAGUACCAGACAACUGGCGACUGUUUCCCUGGAAUAGAGUACCAGACUUCUGAAGACUUUCUCCCCAGAACAGAGUACCAGACUUCUGGAGACUGUCUCCCUGGAACAGAGUACCAGACUUCUGGAGACUGUCUCUUCAGAAGAGAGUACCAGACUUCUGGAGACUGUCUCUCCGGAAGAGAGUACCAGACAACUGGAGACUGUCUCUCCGGAAGAGAGUACCAGACUUCUGGAGACUCUCUCCCCGGAAUAGAGUACCAGACUUCUGGAGACUGUCUCUCCGGAACAGAGUACCAGACUUCUGGGUACUGUCUUCCCGGAACAGAGUACCAGACUUCUGGAGACUGUCUCUCCGGAAGAGAGUACCAGACAACUGGAGACUGUCUCUCCGGAAGAGAGUACCAGACUUCUGGAGACUGUCUCUCCGGAACAGAGUACCAGACAACUGGAGACUGUCUCUCUGGAACAGAGUACCAGACUAAUGGAGACUGUCUCUCUGGAACAGAGUACCAGACAACUGGAGACUGUUUCCCUGGAAUAGAGUACCAGACUUCUGCAGACUGUCUCUCCGGAAUAGAGUACCAGACUUCUGGAGACUGUCUCUCCGGAACAGAGUACCAGACAACUGGAGACUCUCUCUCCGGAACAGAGUACCAGACAACUGAAGACUGUCUCUCCGGAAUAGAGUACCAGACUUCUGGAGACUGUCUCUCCGGAACAGAGUACCAGACAACUGGAGACUGUCUCUCCGGAAGAGAGUACCAGACUUCUGGAGACUCUCUCCCCGGAAUAGAGUACCAGACAACUGGAGACUGUCUCUCCGGAACAGAGUACCAGACUUCUGGAGACUCUCUCCCCGGAAUAGAGUACCAGACUUCUGGAGACUCUCUCCCCGGAAUAGAGUACCAGACUUCUGGAGACUGUCUCUCCGGAACAGAGUACCAGACUUCUAGGUACUGUCUUCCCGGAACAGAGUACCAGAUUUCUGGAGACUGUCUCUCCGGAACAGAGUACCAGACUUCUGGAGACUGUCUCCCCGGAACAGAGUACCAGACUUCUGGAGACUGUCUCUCCGGAACAGAGUACCAGACUUCUGGAGACUGUCUCUCCAGAACAGAGUACCAGACUUCUGGAGACUGUCUCUCCGGAACAGAGUACCAGACUUCUGGAGACUGUCUCUCCAGAACAGAGUACCAGACUUCUGGAGACUGUCUCUCCGGAACAGAGUACCAGACUUCUGGAGCUUCUAGGUUUGAAGGACAUGGCCUGAGUGGAUACUUGCUCAAAUGUGAAACUGUCAUGGUAGCUGAGCUGUAA
Molecule: messenger RNA, 1629 nt
Organism: Haliotis rufescens (red abalone)
Lineage: Eukaryota; Metazoa; Mollusca; Gastropoda; Lepetellida; Haliotidae
Product: cysteine-rich, acidic integral membrane protein-like
Exons: 3
Coding region: 1-1629 (542 amino acids)
Source: RefSeq, a predicted model, not a curated record